UGUAUGAACUGGAAAGUUUUAAACCAAUUAUGUAUGACCACAAUAAUCAAGUUAAGCCAGUACUGGUAAUAUCUGUUGAUGGAGGAUCAGAGGAGAAUCCAAGGUAUUAUAAAAUGUAUCAUAAGACAAUAGCUUAUACUACGAAACACUUUAAAGAAUUUGCGCUGAACGCAGUAUUUAUAAUGACUUAUGCACCUGGACGCUUGGCAUUUAAUAGAGUGGAGAGGCGUAUGGCUCCAUUAAGUAAAGCUUUAAGUGGUGUAAUCCUGACAUACAAUUUUUAUGGAGACCAUAUAAAUUCUAGAAGAGAAACUGAAGAUUCAGAACUUGAAAUAAACAAUUUUGAGUAUCUGUGAUUGAAUUGGCUGUACCAUUUUUUUUUUCAACAAC
This is a messenger RNA of Trichogramma pretiosum, 390 nucleotides long. RefSeq lists its product as uncharacterized. The record is from RefSeq and is a predicted model, not a curated record. The coding region runs from base 30 to 356 and encodes 108 amino acids. The transcript is spliced from 2 exons. NCBI's taxonomy places the organism in Eukaryota, Metazoa, Arthropoda, Insecta, Hymenoptera, Trichogrammatidae.